CCUUGACCACCUGACCGUUAUCGUUCUUUUUUUUUCAAGGUUGAGUGAAAUUAAAGAUCGGGUAUGAUAUUUGGUUAGCACAGUAGUCUUGUAUUGAAAUUUCAGGAAGCUACUUAAGGUUGCAGGAGUAACCCGGAGUGAUAAACCUACACUAUGGCCUGACGAUUUGACCUAGUAGGACAGGCAACUGGGACAACACGUCUGUCGACAGCUUCCCAUAAGAGGAGCUCCAAGGCACUUUUUUUAUACCGGAAGUAAAGCUGAGGUCGUCAUGGGGAGCAAAGUCAGCUCCAAAAUGGCUGCUCCCACUGCCCGAGUUAUUCAGGCUGUUCGGCCUCACACUCCCCUAAUCAAGUUCCCUAAAAGACAAGACAUGCUGAGGCCCAACGCCCAAGAGGCACUGAAAAUGAUAGCAAUUAGCCCCACAUCACACGACGCUGCAGGUCCCCCAUCAGCUGCAGCGCCGCCUCCAUUAUCAAGACCCCAUGUACCUGUGACCCCAAUUCCUGGCACACCAGACACCCUGGCCUCUAUUCAGCUAAUAACUGCAAGGUACCGCAGGAGACCGUUGACAAUGGAUGAAAUGGAAUUUAUCCAGCGCGGGGGACCAGAAUGACAUGGAGGUACUUGACCACCGCAGCCAAAGUCCUUAUGUGUUGGAGAUCAGUAUGUGUCUUUCAUUCUGUUCCUCGGCACAAGAGAACCUAAUGCCACAUGAGACAACAUGUAGAAUAAACCAUUACAUAAAUCCUGUUAAAAUGUACAUAUGUUUAUUUUUUAGAUAUUAGAUCUUUAUUGUAUGUUAAGUUCAUAUUAAGGGAUAGUCAUUGUAUCACACACAGCAAAGCCAUAGCAACAGCUAUUAGAUUUUUUUAAUUUGCUGUGCUGUCAAUGCAACUAUUCCUUGCAGGGUUUUUUUUUUUUUCUCCAGCUCAUCUCGACAUAUUCCUGGUUUUUGUCAUAUAAUUUGUUUGGGCUACACUUGCAAUACGACCAUAACCAAAUCCAAGAAUAAGACUCUCAUACAUGAAAGGAAAUAUUCAGAUGGUUCCUUUUCAUUUUCAUGCCUUUCACUGCAAUACACUGACUUGUUUUUGUCAGUGAAGAGAUGGAUGUCAGAGACUGAAGCCACUGAAUAAAAAAAGGUGUUGAGUUCAUGUGAACUACUGGAUUGAAGUGAUUAAACAUAUUAUAUUUUAA
Scatophagus argus is the source of this 1200-nucleotide messenger RNA. RefSeq names its product mitochondrial ribosomal protein S36 (gene kgd4). NCBI's taxonomy places the organism in Eukaryota, Metazoa, Chordata, Actinopteri, Scatophagidae. The transcript has 6 exons. The record is from RefSeq and is a predicted model, not a curated record. The coding region runs from base 272 to 616 and encodes 114 amino acids. Gene Ontology annotation, biological process: 2-oxoglutarate metabolic process.